Molecule: messenger RNA, 951 nt
Organism: Chaetomium globosum CBS 148.51
Lineage: Eukaryota; Fungi; Ascomycota; Sordariomycetes; Sordariales; Chaetomiaceae
Exons: 5
Coding region: 1-951 (316 amino acids)
Source: RefSeq, a predicted model, not a curated record
AUGGAUCCGAAUAACGAAAACGCCGGCAUCUUAGCCGGCACCCUCUCCGGCCAGAAACUCCACAUCCCCGAUUUGCACCCCACGUUUGCCGCAUGGAAGCAGAGCGUCAACCCUCUGCAUGCGCAGGCCAGGCAGGCCGCCGAUAUCAGACUGGCAGGGCUCAUCGAGGAUGAGAAAGCGUUGGCCAAGACUAGGGCGGUUGAUAUCGCGCUGUUUGCUUCCAUGUUGGCCCCCGACGUGGGGUACGCCGAGCUAGAAACGCUCACCUUCUACUAUAUAUGGCUGUUUCUGUGGGACGAUGCCAUCGAUGGCGCGGGCGAGGGCGAGGUGGCGGCCGAGGAGUACUGUCGCCAGUCGAUCGCCUUUGUGGAGCAUUCUCUUGGUCUGGGUGAGCCUGGGGCGCCCGUGCCGGUGGCACUCACCAAAGUUUGUGAGAGCUUUGCUGAGGUGGGCAAGAGAGUGGGUGGGUAUUGUGGGUUGGAGGAGAGGGAGAGGUUCUUGGAGAGUCUGAGGAAGUAUAUGCAGGCUUGCAUGACAGAGUAUCGGUGGAGGUUGUCUAGGAAGUUGCCGAGUGUGGAGGAAUUUUACUCGUGGCGGCUGGGAACGUCGUCGGUGGAUGCCAUGUUGGACUUGAGCCGGGUUAUUCAUAGAGUAAAACUGCCUCGUGGUAUCCUCGAAUCGAAGGAACUGGCGGCCAUGGGCUUUUGUGUCAACAAGCUUCUUAUCUUAAAGAUGAGUUUGACAAAAGACAUCCAAGAGUGCGUCAGGGAUUUUGAGAGCAACGUUGUGAUUCUUCGGAGAAACUCUGGGAUGGAUGAGGAACAGCUGAAGCGCCUAGUUCAGGCUUACCAGGUUGUUGACACGGCGACGCUCAACUUUUCCAUACAAAGCCCGCGGUAUGGUAUUCUCAAGGAUAGGCAAACGGAUGGCUCAUUUGUGGUUACCCUAUGA